AUGGCCCUCACCCGGGCCCAGACAGCGGCCCAGGAGCGGCCCUUGUUGUCGUCGCCAAAGAAUCAAGACCAAUGCCAGAAGCGCCGGCGAACGUCAUGUACACCAUUUGCUAGGUCAAACGUCGGCGAGCCAGCAAUCGACAACGGUGAUCCCUACAACCUAGUCUCGUUCUGGGCGAAGGAAGGGCAGUGGCCGAACGACCUAUACAAAGCCGGAACCAACUUGGAGACAGUUCCUAUCAUGGAGCGUCUACUCGCGCGGAAGAAAUCCUUGUCCGGCCCGUCGCGCAAGCGGUCCAAUUCUGCCUCUUCUACAACUCCGAGCGAUCAGAAGCCGCGCGAAGAAAAGAGCGCACCGUAUGGAAACGCGCGGUACUCGCGCCUACUUGAGACCAAGGGCUCGUACAUGAAAAAGUCGGAACUAGGCAUAACGGAUGCGAGCAAGAUUUUUGUCAGGACAUUGCUUGAAUGGGAACAAAAUCUUCCUACUGGGACUCAUUUUGAUGACGACAUCUUCGCGGAUGCUUGUCAGAAUCUCGAGGAUAUGAAUGAAGCUAGGGUUAUCCAAGACGUUUCCCGGCUCAUCGUUCCAUCGGCAGAAUCGCUUGCGCUCCGCAACAAAAGUUACAAACACCUUAUCGAGAGCGUCAACGCAGGGUGGAACAACUCAAUGCCACUCAUCGGUACCCGCCCACAGCUCGACUACUCCGUUGGUUUCAGACGAGAGGCAUUCGCCGACGGACAGCUCAGAAAGCUGUCUCCAUUUAUCGGCGAAUUUCUCUUUGGGGAUAAGUCCCUUUUCAUGGCUACGUACUACAUGUACUUUCCAUUUCUUACGUGUGAGGUGAAAUGCGGCGCUGGAGCACUUGAUGUCACUGACCGGCAGAACGCCCACAGCAUGACACUCGCGACGCGAGCCAUCUCUGAAAUCAACCGUGAGAUUCUCGGAUUCUCAAUCUCGCACGACCACAGGUUAGUGCGGAUCUACGGUCAUUAUCCAGUGAUAUCCGGGGAAGAUGCAACAUACUACCGUCAUCCGAUCCACGAGUUUUCUUUCACUGCGCUAGACGGCAAGGACAAAUGGACAGCUUAUCGGUUUACGAAAAAUGUCUACGAUACAUGGAUGCCCGAUCAUUUCCAGAGAAUCUGUUCUGCCAUUGAUCGAUUGCCAUCAGAGGUGGACUUUGAUGUUUCGCCCCUCUCCGAGGCUACAGGGCUUUCCCAAGAACUAGAAUCCCUAAUGCAAUCAGAAACGAGCUUCAUUUCAGAGCCUCUUGAAGAGGUGUUGCCUCUGACUCAUGCUAGGCAGCAAGGGCCAAGUCUGGAUACCUCAUACACAGGGCCAGGGGUGACGAAAAGGAAGAAGGGCUGA
This is a messenger RNA of Pyricularia pennisetigena, 1371 nucleotides long. RefSeq lists its product as uncharacterized. Bases 1 to 1371 code for a protein of 456 amino acids. NCBI's taxonomy places the organism in Eukaryota, Fungi, Ascomycota, Sordariomycetes, Magnaporthales, Pyriculariaceae. The record is from RefSeq and is a predicted model, not a curated record. The transcript is spliced from 3 exons.